AAGAGUGAAAGGGCAUCGAUUGCAUUGUGUUGUAUUAUACAUCAAUCAUCAUAUCAAAAAUUAAAUAGCCGAAGAAGAAGAAGACGAAGACGGCGAUCUCCACGUACCUCACAUUUUUCACUCUUCAUUUCCUGAAAGUGCAAAGCCUCUCUGUUUUUGUUUCUCUCUUCCCUUUUUCAUUCACAGCACAAAAAUGUCUUUCUCCGCAUCCAACUUUGCUCGGCCUCUUCCUCUCCAUCUCAGAUCCAAUGACAAACACAUCUCUUUCCACCCAUUCACUCCCUUCCUUGGAUCCGCUCCCAAGCUUCGCUUCAUUGCCCCCAUUAAGCUUAAUGCUCGCUUUCCUUCCUCUGUUUUCUCUGUCUCCAAUGUUGUCAAGGACAAGAAGGUCAAAUCAGCUGCCAAUCUGCUUAUUACGAAAGAAGAAGGCUUGGUGCUCUAUGAAGACAUGAUAUUAGGUAGGGCCUUUGAAGACAUGUGUGCCCAGAUGUAUUAUAGAGGCAAAAUGUUUGGUUUUGUUCACUUGUACAAUGGCCAAGAAGCUGUGUCAACUGGGUUCAUCAAGCUUCUCAAGAAAGAAGACUCUGUAGUGAGCACCUACCGGGACCAUGUUCAUGCACUGAGUAAGGGGGUUCCUGCGCGUGCUGUAAUGAGUGAGCUCUUUGGGAAGGCCACAGGAUGCUGCAGAGGUCAAGGUGGAUCCAUGCAUAUGUUCUCAAAGGAGCAUAAUUUGAUUGGUGGGUUUGCUUUCAUUGCUGAAGGGAUCCCUGUGGCCACUGGAGCAGCAUUUUCCAGCAAGUAUAAAAGGGAGGUGUUGAAAGAGGCAGGUGCUGAUUACGUAACAUUGGCAUUUUUCGGAGAUGGAACAUGUAACAAUGGACAGUUCUUUGAAUGCCUAAAUAUGGCAGCUUUGUGGAAAUUGCCAAUUGUGUUUGUGGUGGAAAAUAAUUUGUGGGCUAUUGGCAUGUCACAUCUCAGGGCAACUUCAGAUCCUCAGAUAUGGAAGAAAGGGCCUGCAUUUGGAAUGCCGGGGGUUCAUGUUGAUGGGAUGGAUGUUUUGAAGGUCAGAGAGGUGGCAAAGGAAGCCAUUGAAAGAGCCAGACGAGGAGAGGGACCAACUUUAGUAGAAUGUGAGACCUAUAGAUUCAGAGGACAUUCAUUGGCUGAUCCCGAUGAGCUUCGUGACCCUGCUGAGAAAGCACACUAUGCUGGUAGGGAUCCCAUCUCUGCACUGAAGAAAUACAUGAUUGAGAACAAACUAGCCACUGAACAGGAAUUGAAAACCAUAGAGAAGAAGAUUGAUGAGGUUGUUGAGGACUCUGUUGAGUUUGCAGAUGAAAGUCCUCUUCCACCCCGCAGCCAGCUUCUGGAGAAUGUCUUUGCCGAUCCAAAGGGUUUUGGAAUUGGACCUGAUGGCAGGUACAGAUGUGAGGACCCAAAAUUCACUCAAGGCACUGCUCAUGUCUAAUCUU
Abrus precatorius (Indian licorice) is the source of this 1472-nucleotide messenger RNA. RefSeq names its product pyruvate dehydrogenase E1 component subunit alpha-3, chloroplastic-like. The record is from RefSeq and is a predicted model, not a curated record. The coding region runs from base 194 to 1468 and encodes 424 amino acids. Gene Ontology annotation, cellular component: intracellular membrane-bounded organelle. Gene Ontology annotation, biological process: pyruvate decarboxylation to acetyl-CoA. The transcript has 3 exons. Lineage: Eukaryota; Viridiplantae; Streptophyta; Magnoliopsida; Fabales; Fabaceae. Gene Ontology annotation, molecular function: pyruvate dehydrogenase (acetyl-transferring) activity.